Gloeophyllum trabeum ATCC 11539 is the source of this 1734-nucleotide messenger RNA. RefSeq lists its product as uncharacterized. Gene Ontology annotation, molecular function: protein binding. The transcript is spliced from 2 exons. NCBI's taxonomy places the organism in Eukaryota, Fungi, Basidiomycota, Agaricomycetes, Gloeophyllales, Gloeophyllaceae. The annotation marks the transcript as partial. The record is from RefSeq and is a predicted model, not a curated record. Gene Ontology annotation, cellular component: nucleus.
AUGCCGUUCUCAAAGUACUUUGAGCCCGCAGGUCCAUCGAGCUCGUCCCAACGUCCGAAUUCAGACUAUGGCUACUACAACGGGGAAGAUGACAAUGGCAGCCAGGCCGUCGCCGGCGUCGACUCUGCGACGUUUUCUGGCUCAGUGCAAUUCCAGAUGCCCCAGUUCAUGCUGGGAGGCCCGCCGACGCUUGCGUACGGAGGCGGCGCCGAGGUUCUUCCAGCGGGGAUGGUGAAUGCGCCCGGGUCGCUCGCGUCGUCCUGGUUCAGCAACAACGGCUUCUAUGUCGAUGAGGAUCCCGCCUCGAGCUCGCAACCAAAGUCGCAAGCCUAUUCAUCGCUGGGCCAUGGCAUGCAACCGCCCCGGCACAGACAGUCAGUCCCGUCCGUGGACACUCGGUCCGUUCUCUUGCCAGAGGACAGGCCACCGCCCGAUUCGUCGCCGCCCAGCCCCAUGCUCAGACCGUCCUAUGACCCCCUUCGCCAGCGCCACCAUUCUUACCCCUCGAGCUCUACUGGCGGCAGCCAGGUACCGCUGGACAUGCGCGCCCCGUUGGCGACGGUCCUGGGGACGACGAUGUUUCCGACGAUUCCUAUCACCUCGUCUUCGGGCAUUGGUCUCCCUCUCUACUCCGCCACAGGCUUCGAUCUUCUCUCGCUCUUGGCCCGUGUAGCACAGCGCCCUAAUCCCACCAUUACCCUCGGACCGGUCGACAUGACAUGCUCGUUUACUGUAGUCGACGUGCGGCGAUACGAUUCUCCGAUCGUGUAUGCGUCCCCGUCCUUCUAUGCCUUGACGGGGUACGACGAGCAUGAAGUCAUCGGCCGCAACUGCCGCUUCCUUCAGGCGCCCGGGGGUCGUCUCGAGAAGGGCGAGGAGCGCAAGUUUACCUCUCCCGAAUCUGUCGCCUACCUCAGGAAAAACCUCGUAGCCAAUAAGGAAUGCCAGACGAGCAUCGUCAACUACCGCAAGGAUGGCAGUGCAUUCAUCAACCUGGUCACUGUCAUUCCGCUCUACGGAGGCGCGAGCAACAGCCCCGAAGAGCGCGACGAGGUGUUCUACCAGGUCGGCUUCCAGGUUGACCUCACGGACCAGCCGAACGCGAUACUACAGAAAGUGAGGGAUGGCACGUAUGUCGUGAAUUACAGCUCCAAUGCUAUCAUACCACCACCUGCUGGGGCUUCGGCCAGACGGAUUAGCGGUACCGCCAUGCACGCCGUCUCGAAGGAGUUCCGGUCCCUGCUCUCGUCGCAGGCCUUCGUCAAUUCCCUGCCAUUGACCCUCGACAGCAACGCUCUCGCUUCCACCGGAGGGCCCGGGGACGGCAAAUCGGAGGUCGACGGCGCGCACCCGUUGAAUCUCGUUCUGCUCGAGGGAACGCCCGACUUCAUCCACGUUCUCUCGCUCAAGGGCUCUUUCCUGUAUGUCGCACCGGCGGUACGCAAGGUGCUCGGGUAUGAGCCUGAAGAGCUCGUAGGGAAGUGUAUUUCGGAGUAUUGCCAUCCGGCGGACGUCGUCCCGCUGAUGCGGGAGCUCAAGGAGUCGUCGACUGGGCAUCCUGGAUCGGCUGCCUCUGAGGGCGCUGGCUCUGCGUCUGGGAUGGGUGUUCCGAAGACCGUCGACCUGCUCUUUCGGGCCCAGGCAAAGUGGGGGAGCUGGGUGUGGGUGGAGUGUCGUGGGCGGUUGCAUGUGGAGCCUGGGAAGGGUCGCAAGGCGAUCGUGCUGAGCGGGAGA